This is a messenger RNA of Nicotiana attenuata, 675 nucleotides long. RefSeq names its product ethylene-responsive transcription factor 13-like. The record is from RefSeq and is a predicted model, not a curated record. Bases 13 to 573 code for a protein of 186 amino acids. Gene Ontology annotation, biological process: regulation of DNA-templated transcription; ethylene-activated signaling pathway. The transcript has a single exon. Lineage: Eukaryota; Viridiplantae; Streptophyta; Magnoliopsida; Solanales; Solanaceae. Gene Ontology annotation, molecular function: DNA binding; DNA-binding transcription factor activity.
AGAAGAGAAAAAAUGAAUUCAGCUGAUCUUUCCCUCCUUGAAUCUAUACAACAUCAUCUUCUGAAUGAUUCUAAUAUUCCAGAAAUCUUUUCAGCUAUGGAUUCGAAUAGCCCAAGUUCAAGUUUUAGCAACUCUCCUUCUACAGAAAACAACUUUUACUAUGGUGAAUUAACACCAUUGAUAAACCCUACUUUAGUAGCCACUGAAAAGUUUCAUGAAUUUGAAGAGACUAAUAAUAAGGAGACUGUGCCGGCGAAUGUGGCAAACGCGCCACAAGAUUGGAAGCGGUACAGAGGCGUAAGACGGCGGCCGUGGGGCAAGUUCGCGGCGGAGAUAAGGGAUCCGAAUAAGAAAAAUGCAAGAUUAUGGUUAGGAACAUAUGAGACACCGGAGGAUGCAGCAUUGGCUUAUGAUCAAGCCGCUUUCAAAAUUCGUGGCUCGAAAGCACGGCUCAAUUUCCCUCACUUAGUCGGCUCAGGCAUGCCGGAGCCGGCUAGAGUGAACCCUAGGCGUCGCUCGCACUCGCCGGAGUCGUCAUCUGAAAACGGAACACCAAGAAAACUAUUUGUGUAACUAGGUUUAUGUUUGCUUGUGUAUUUUAUUUGAGAGUAAAUUUCUUUUUCUUGCUGAGAGGAGUAAGUUUUACUUGUAAUGAGAAAUACAUAUGUAAAUUAG